CCUCAGUGUUUACUUCCUGUGUGGAAGGUCAACUUUGUGCCGAUGUUUUUCUGGGUAAUGGAGCAGUUUUCUGUCUUCAAAACAAUUUCAUGUAAUUAAGUGCCUAAUUAAGUGAAUCAUAGGUGUCAAAUAUGUCUUCUGAUAAAAUAAUCGGACCUGUCUUGCCGUCGGUGUUGAGGAAGGAACACGAUAAAGAGUCUGAUGAUGAAAAAGGAUUCGCUGGACCCGCUUUGCCUCCCGGUUAUAAAAGGGCAGAACGGUCGAGCUCUUCGGACGAGAGUGAGGAGGAGGUGGCGGUCAAAAGAGCUAAGAUAAGACAGACAGCUGGAAACAGGCACCCAGAGGAAAUACAAGAUGAUGGUGAUGGAGAUGAUGGUUUCUUUGGACCAGCUCUUCCACCAGGAUUCAAAAAACAACAAAGUUCCCCAGAAAGGCCGCCUGUGCUGGGUCCAGCCCUUCCCCCUGGUUUUCGCAAAGCAGCAUACAGUAACGAUGAUGACAACAGUGACGGUGAAGAUGGAGAAGGUAUCCCAGGGCCUGCGCUACCUCCGGGCUAUCAGGCUGAGCCCUCAAGCAGCGAGGGAGAGGAUGAGUAUGUGAUUGGACCUUUGCCGGCUAAGGGACCUGUUGAAGACUCUGUGGCUCUGGACUUUGAGCGCAGAGCAAAGAGAAUGAAAGAAAAGCUAACAGGAGAAAAAAUGCCAGAGGUGGUGACCAGAGAAACGUGGAUGACGGAGCUCCCACCAGAACUGCAGCACAUUGGUUUGGGGGCUCGAACUUUCAAAAAAAGGUCUGGCCCAGAGAACAAAGAUCGCUCCAUUUGGACAGAUACUCCAGCAGACAGAGAGCGCAAGGCCAGGGAACGCCUUGAGGGAAAAAGAAAAAGUGAGGAGGAGAAAGACAGUGUCCCACAGCUCUCCCAAAAGGACUUGGAGAUGGCAGAGAAAGUGUCUAAGUAUAAUGAAUCUAAACGUGCUGAGUCUCUAAUGAGUUUGCACACAAAGAAGAUAAAGGAGAAAGCAAAGGAGACGACUGAAAAACCAGCAGAGAGGAGACCAUUCGACCGGGACGCAGAUCUGCAGGUGAACCGCUUUGACGAUGCACAGAAACAGAGGCUGCUGAAGAAAUCUCAGGAACUGAACACCCGCUUUUCCCAUAGCAAGGACAAAAUGUUCCUGUAACAAAUUCUCAGGAUGUAAAAAUGAAAACUUAUUCUAAGGCACCCGUCUGUAAUAAUAAAAUCAAGGCUGCUUUUACAGAGUUUGUAAAGUAUGAACUGCGUAUUUACAGAUACUUGUGUUAAACACUUGGAGAUUAAAAGGAUUUUUUGUGGAGGAAUCUGUGUCAGCUACAAGGAAGAUAUAGGCAAGGUGUGUAUUUUUUUCUUUUUUGUGUAUUUUUCUCUUUAUAAUUUACUUGCUUGUAGACGAAUCAUUGUGAUUCAAGCUAUAUUAAAUUAGAUGCCUGUGGAGCAUUUUUUUUUCCAGAAUUAGAACUAAUGAUACAAAGGCAAAAGAAAUCCUGCAUUCAUACAAACCUGGGAAUAUUCUCUGUUUGAUGUUCAUAUAAAAUAUAAAAGUUGUAAAAUUUCCCUGUUCUUUGGCCAAUCAAUGAUAUGAUACCUCGUUUAAAUGUCUGAUUGUUUUCUAAAUAUAUGUAGGAAGCCUUUUUUACCAAUAAGUUGGGUAUUGUAUUAACACUGCAUAUAUUCAGUAUAGUUUUUUUUGUUUGUUUGUCCCAAUUUUUCAAUAAACUGUUACUUGAU
Molecule: messenger RNA, 1765 nt
Organism: Betta splendens (Siamese fighting fish)
Lineage: Eukaryota; Metazoa; Chordata; Actinopteri; Anabantiformes; Osphronemidae
Gene: gpalpp1
Product: GPALPP motifs containing 1
Exons: 7
Coding region: 132-1181 (349 amino acids)
Source: RefSeq, a predicted model, not a curated record